Molecule: messenger RNA, 4036 nt
Organism: Glossina fuscipes
Lineage: Eukaryota; Metazoa; Arthropoda; Insecta; Diptera; Glossinidae
Gene: Ire1
Product: serine/threonine-protein kinase/endoribonuclease IRE1
Exons: 9
Coding region: 205-3414 (1069 amino acids)
Biological process (GO): mRNA processing; IRE1-mediated unfolded protein response; intrinsic apoptotic signaling pathway in response to endoplasmic reticulum stress
Cellular component (GO): IRE1-TRAF2-ASK1 complex
Molecular function (GO): RNA endonuclease activity; ATP binding; protein serine/threonine kinase activity
Source: RefSeq, a predicted model, not a curated record
UUUUUUCUGAUUUCGUGCGUAAAUUGGAAAUGUGUGAGAAUUUAUUAUUAAAAAUAUGUAACAACACCUGGAAUAAAGUGAAUGCUUUUCUUUGGAAAUAAAUGAAACAAAUGCAAAUUUAAUGAAUGUAAUAUUAUAGGAUAAUAAAGUGAAAAAUGAUAAUUGUUUUUAGAAGAAGAGUGUGAAACGAGACUUUUUAGUGAAAUGAAGAAUUUUUUAAGAAUAUUUUGUGUGGUUUUUGCGUGCGAACAUAUUUUUAUUGCAUCAGCCGACGCCGCCGAAAAUCCAGGACCAACGAUAUUAAAUUCAAUUAAUAAUAUUGAUAUCGCCGAUGAAUUGAGCAAUGCAAGAAAGGACUGUACAGAUGUGGCUCGUGAUGAAGAAACGCUAAUGGUAUUCUCAACAUUAGGAGGCGGUCUAACAGCAAUCGAUCCGAUAACAAGUGAAAUACGUUGGAUUAUUGCUGAUGAUCCACCUGUUGUGGCCGAACAGCAGCAGAAUGUUCAUGUGCCUCAAUAUUUACCGGAUCCCCGCGAUGGAAGUAUUUAUCAAUUAAGUGAUAGGGGAAAUUUGAAAAAGUUGCCUUAUACAAUACCUCAGUUAGUGGCCAACGCUCCAUGUCGAUCUUCGGAUGGGAUUUUGUAUUCCGGUAAGAAAAGUGAUACGUGGUUCAUAGUGGAUCCGAAAACGGGACGACGUGAAAAGGUGAAUUUUGAAGAUUCGGUAAGUGGUGGUAAAAAUAGCAUUGGUUGGGCUACUUCGCGAUCCAUCUACUUGGGCCGUACACAGUAUACUGUGAUGAUGUAUGAUAGCUUAGCCAAAGAUAAGAACGCGAAGCCGUGGAAUAUUACGUUUUAUGAUUACAGCGCAAUGGCCACAACUCCCGAUAUAUCGAAAGAUUACGAGUAUUUGCAUCUAACUACUACUUCAAGCGGUAAUAUAUUGACGUUGAACCGCAAAGAUGGAAAAUUUAUGUGGAAAAAUGAUUUGACAAGUCCUGUUGUGGCGGCUUUUCUAUUAGGUUCAGAAGGAUUGCUGAGCAUACCAUUUACGACGGUGUCUGAGGAGGCUUUCGAAGCUAUCUUAGAAGAAUCGAAAGAAGGAAAUGUUAACACAAUUAAGUUAUUUCAAACGUUAUAUGUGGGUGAAUGUCGCCAUGGUUUAUAUGCGCUGCCAUCAUUGGUCGAUAAGAGUACACCGAGAAUUUCAACAGCACCGGCCAUAAAAUUAUUGGACGGUCCUCAUUCAAACGCAAAAGAUGACAAUUCGAAAACGGUUUAUGUUAAUGAAGUAUUUGAAAAAAAUGCUGGAAUAUUAUUAGGUCACUAUAAUGCGCCUAACGAUGUUACAUUGCAAAUUGCUCCUUCGAAAACCGUUGAUAACGAUAACAUCGAUCGCGGAUUGGCAACAAUUAACGCAGCUCUGAAUGGGCCUGGUCUUAGUAUUCUCUCAUCGGAUAAAGAGAAGCAAUCCUCUGACGUAGGCGUUCAAACAGAUCCUGUUAUUGAUAUGGAAAUCGAAUCAACGAAUUCAAAUAAAUCAAAUGAAAAUAAUGCAUUCAAGAAAACUAAAAAAAUUAUUUUAUUAAACAGCGGCAAAGUGCAACGUUUUCUAAAUGAAUGGUUUAUGGAACAUCCUAGCGGACAAGUCCAUCAAAUUCUAUUUGUAAUUAUACUCUUGAUGGCGGCUAUGUUUUGGUAUAUGCGCAGUUUAACGCGUGAGCUAAAAAAUCAAAGCGAGAAUGCUUCGAAGACGUAUGAAAACAGCAGCGGAAACAGCAAGGGUAGCAAUGGCAGCAAUGUCAGCACUCAGGAGCAGCCGGCCGAUUUGGGCAAUGGUUACGUUCGCAUCGGCAAGAUAUCCUUUAAUUCCAAUGAAGUAUUGGGUAAAGGCUGCGAAGGUACUUUCGUUUUCAGGGGAACAUUUGAAGAACGUUUUGUGGCUGUUAAACGUUUAUUGCCUGAAUGUUUCACCUUCGCCGAUCGGGAAGUCGCAUUAUUGCGUGAAAGUGAUGCUCACGAGAACGUAGUGCGUUACUUUUGCACCGAAGAGGAUCGACAAUUUCGUUACAUAGCAGUAGAAUUAUGUGCUGCCACUUUACAAGAUUACACGGAAGGUGAACGUUCUUCUGAACUACGGGCUCAAAUCGCUGUUUGGGAGGUGUUAAAACAAUCGGCAGAGGGUCUAAAUCAUUUACAUUCCUUGAGCAUAGUUCAUCGUGACAUUAAGCCGCAUAAUGUUUUAUUAUCAUAUCCCGACAUCAAUGGUAUCGUACGUGUUAUGAUUUCUGACUUUGGUUUAUGUAAGAAAUUGCAUCACGGCAAGACCAGUUUUUCUAAACGAUCUGGAGUAACGGGCACAGAGGGUUGGAUAGCUCCCGAAAUGAUGAGAGGACAGAGAACAACUACAUCAGUCGAUAUAUUUUCAUUGGGUUGUGUCUAUUAUUAUGUGCUCAGUAAGGGUUAUCACGUUUUCGGCGACGCUUUAAAACGUCAAGCCAACAUAUUAACUUAUGACUUCAAUAUUUGCCAUUUGAAAGCGGAAACAAAAGAAGAACAAAGCAAAAUGAUUUUAGCUGGACAACUUAUUGUCGAUAUGAUACAUAAAGAACCGCAAAGUCGUCCGUCGGCCAAUUGCAUUCGUAAUCAUCCGGUAUUUUGGAAUAAUCAAACAAUUUUAGCAUUUUUUCAAGAUGUCAGUGAUCGAGUCGAAAAAUUGCAAUUUGAUAUCGAACCCUUAAAAUCGUUAGAGAGAAAUGGUAGCUUUGUAGUAUUGGGUGAUUGGCAUUUGCAUUUGGAUUCAGUGAUUACGAUUGAUUUGCGCAAAUAUCGCGGUUACAUGGGAGCCAGUGUUCGCGAUCUAUUAAGAGCCCUUAGGAAUAAAAAACAUCAUUAUCACGAGUUGAGCGUUGAGAUGCAACAACUACUUGGUACAAUUCCGAAUGAAUUCACAACCUAUUGGAUAAGUAAAUUUCCGAAUUUAGUUUCGCACACUUAUCAUGCAUUCAGUGUUUGCUCUAAUGAGCCAAUAUUUCGACCAUAUUACAAUUCAUCGUAUCAUUUUACACGACCGGAAUAUUUUGAAGCGGAUGAUGAACUUUAUCCGAUUUUGUUAAAACGUGAUCCGAAACCGUUGCCCAAGCAGAGUCCAAGUAAUAGCAAUUCUAAGAAAACAUUUCAACAUUUAAAAUUGCGUAAAGGUGCCUACAAUUUCCAUAAACAAAUCCCUGAUGAAGAUUUUCAAAUGGAAGAAGAAGAUAUUGCUGAAAAUCGUAAUAAAUUUUCAAAUUUUAAAUUUAGGCGAUUUUCGAAAAUAUCAAAUCGUCAUUCCCACAAUUCAAGUCAAGGUAGUAGUAACAUAUGUCAGCAGACAAAGGAUGGCGUUUUAAUCAGUACGCCCAAAGAAAAUGAUUAGUAUUUCUAUAUAUAAUUUUUCUUUUCGUUUUUUUUUUAAAACGAUUCUGGGCAGUUCCUACCUUUUAACGCAACUGUAUGCCCUGUAUGCCACGUUCUUAGUAUAUAUUGGAGUAUGUGUAAACAUUGGCUUUUCAUUUCUAAAAUUUAAGUGUAUAUAAUAUUGAAUGAAUUUAAUUUGCUUGGAUUUAUGUAAAUAUAACGGCUUUCCUGAAGCUUCAUUUUAGGUUUAGAUUUAUAUUAAUAUAUAUGAAAGAAGAUGCAUACUAGGAAGGCCAUAAAUUUUGGUCAUGCAUCUAAAAAAUUGCCUGUGAUAAUUAUAUAUAUAUAUAUAUAUAUAUAUAGAAGUGUAAUUUCUAAAUGUCUCUCCUUCCUUAUUAGUAAACGUGAAUUCAAACGAAUCUAGACGUUCCAAAAUCUAUAUUUUUAUUAUAAUAGUAAAUAUAUUUCUAUAUUUAUGUGUAAUUAUAGAAACAAUUCUUUUUUAAUUUGGAAAUUUUUAACUUAUGAUUGCUUUUACCAUUUAUAAUUGGAACUGCUCUCUCUCUCUCUUAACAAUGUUAACAUUAUUAAAUAUGUUUUAUUUUCGCGUAGUAAACAUUGUAACCUUUUUAUUGUAAUUU